AUGUCUAUUUCUCAAAGCCUUCAUCAAAGUAUCACAGAAAAAUCUACAGCUAUAGCCCCAAAUAUUUUGAAGUCUGACGCUUUUAAUCCUAUGGAAGCAUGUUAUGAAGGUGGCUCUCCAAUGCCUGUUCCAGAACAGGUUGACUUGACAAAUCCAACAUGGGCUAAUGUCAUUCCUAAGGCACAAGGACUAUAUAAUCCUGAUUUUGAAAAGGAUGCUUGUGGUGUAGGGUUUGUCGCCAACAUCAAAGGGAAAGAAUCCCACAAAAUUGUUUCUGAUGCCAAGUAUUUAUUAUGUAAUAUGGCCCAUAGGGGUGCUGUUUCUGCAGAUGGUAAUGGUGAUGGUGCAGGUAUCUUGGUGGGUAUCCCACAUAAAUUUAUUGUUCGAGAGUUUAAAUUGGAUUGUAAUGUUGAUGUUCCACCAAAGGACCAAUAUGCAGUAGGUAAUAUUUUCUUUAAGAAAGAUUCGGCCGAUACUUUACUGAAUUCAAAGAGAACAUUUGAAGAUAUUGCACGUUCUUUGGGUUUAAAAGUUUUAUGCUGGAGAGAUGUUCCUCACGACUCUAGUAUUUUAGGUUCUGCCGCUCUGUCUAGAGAACCAGUCAUCCAACAACCUUUAGUGGUAUUUGCCAAGACUUUUGAUCAGGGUAACGUAUCGUCGGCAGAAUUUAAAAAAGAUUUUGAAACUGAAUUCAAGAUAAAGCUAUACAUUUUAAGAAAACAGGCCUCCACAACAGUUGGCAUACAGAAUUGGUUUUAUAUUUGUUCUUUAAGUAAUAAAACCAUAGUUUAUAAAGGUCAAUUGACCCCCUCUCAAGUUUACAAUUAUUAUUACGACCUAACCAAUGCUCAUUUUGAAUCGCAUAUGGCCUUGGUUCAUUCUAGGUUUUCCACCAAUACCUUCCCAUCUUGGGAUAGAGCACAGCCAUUACGUUUGUUGGCUCACAAUGGUGAAAUUAACACCUUAAGAGGUAAUAAGAAUUGGAUGCGUUCUAAAGAGGGUAUAAUGUCUUCAGAGACCAUAGGAGAAGAUUUGGAAAGACUAUUCCCCAUUGUGGAAGAAGGUGGUAGUGAUUCUGCUGCCUUGGAUAAUGUUUUAGAAUUAUUGAUUUUAAAUGGUGUUUUAAGUUUACCAGAAGCCAUCAUGUUAUUGGUGCCAGAAGCUUACCAUGACGACACAGACUCGAACUUGAAAGCCUGGUAUGAAUGGGCUGCUUGCCUAAUGGAACCUUGGGAUGGACCAGCUUCUUUAAACUUUACUGAUGGCAGGUACUGUGGUGCUAUGUUGGAUAGAAAUGGAUUACGUCCUUGUAGAUACUAUAUUACCUCUGACGAUAGAUUAAUUUGUGGUAGUGAAGUUGGUGUUAUUCAUGUCGAUAAUGCUUUGGUUUUGAAAAAGGGCAAGCUAGUUCCCGGUGAUAUUUUAUUAGUCGACACUGAGGUUGGUGAAAUUGUCGACACAAAAAAAUUAAAACGUACCAUUGCCACUAGAAAGGAUUUUAAAUCAUGGUUAUCCAAAGUCAUUAAACUGGAUGAUUUAUUGGUCAAAGUCGACAAAUUUUUGCCAUCUAAAUUUAUUUCAGAUCAUAACGGAGAAUCUUUAAAAGUACAACAAGACCCUCGUCUAUUGGCUAUGGGCUAUACUUUUGAACAAGUUUCUUUGUUAUUGGUCCCAAUGGCUUUGCAAGGCAAAGAAUCCUUGGGUUCUAUGGGGAACGACGCGCCAUUGGCUUGUUUAAAUACAGAUCCAGUCUUGGUCUUUGAUUACUUUAGGCAAUUAUUUGCCCAAGUCACAAAUCCUCCAAUUGACUCUAUUAGGGAAGCGAAUGUUAUGUCUUUGGAAUGCUAUGUUGGCCCACAGGGCAAUUUAUUGGAAAUGCAUCCAUCACAAUGUGAUAGGCUCUUAUUGAAGUCGCCUAUUUUGAAUUGGAAAGAUUUUGAAGCCCUAAAACAUAUCGAAAAAGUUUAUUCAUCAUGGUCGUACGCUACCAUUGACAUUACCUUUGACAAGGCUGAGGGUCUACUAGGUUAUACUGAUGCUAUUGAUCGUAUUACACAGGAAGCUUCUAGGGCCAUCGAAGAGGGUAAGAAAAUGUUGAUAAUUUCUGACAAAAAAUUGAGUGCAGACCGUGUUUCAGUUUCAUCUUUGAUCGCAGUUGGUGCUAUUCAUCAUCGUUUAGUCCAACAAAAACAGCGGUCCCAAGUUGCGUUGAUCUUGGAAACUGCGGAGGCCAGAGAAAUUCAUCAUUUCUGUGUUUUACUAGGUUAUGGUUGUGAUGCCAUUUUCCCAUAUUUGGCAAUGGAAACAUUGGUUAGAAUGAACGAUGAAGGCUUGGUUCGUAAUGCCAAUAAUGAUGACAUUACCAUUUCCGAUGAAAAAUUACUAGAAAAUUACAAGCAUGCAAUUGAUACUGGUGUUUUAAAGGUCAUGUCCAAAAUGGGUAUUUCCACCUUGGCUUCCUAUAAAGGUGCUCAAAUUUUUGAAGCUUUGGGGAUUGAUAACUCUGUUGUUGAUAUUUGUUUUGCAGGCACUGCUUCCAGAAUUAAGGGUGUCACUUUUGAAUAUAUUGCCCAAGACGCUUUUUCUCUACACGAGCGUGGGUUCCCAUCAAGAUCUAUUAUCCAAAAGUCCGUCAAUUUACCUGAAAGUGGUGAAUAUCACUGGAGAGACGGUGGUGCUAGACAUAUUAACGACCCAACUGCUAUUGCAGCAUUGCAAGAUUCCGUUAGAAAUAAAAAUGAAAAAGCUUGGGAAAUGUAUGUGAGAAAGGAGAUGGAAUCAAUCAGAGACUGUACUCUAAGAGGCUUAUUAGAAUUUGAUUUUGAAAACUCUACUCCUAUUCCAUUGGAGCAAGUUGAACCAUGGACUGAAAUUGUUCGGAGAUUCUGCACAGGGGCUAUGUCUUAUGGUUCCAUUUCUAAGGAGGCACACACAACCUUGGCUAUAGCCAUGAACAGAUUGGGUGCCAGAUCCAAUUGUGGUGAAGGUGGUGAAGAUCCUGAACGUUCUAUUGUUCAUCCAAAUGGUGAUACUAUGAGAUCUGCUAUUAAACAGGUUGCUUCUGCCAGAUUUGGUGUUACCUCUUAUUAUUUGUCCGAUGCUGAUGAAAUUCAAAUUAAAAUUGCCCAAGGUGCAAAGCCAGCUGUUGGUGGUCAUUUGCCAGGUCACAAAGUCACCGAAGCCAUUGCCAAGACUAGGCACUCUACUCCUUACGUUGGAUUAAUAUCCCCACCACCACAUCAUGAUAUUUAUUCGAUUGAGGAUUUGAAACAAUUAAUUUAUGACUUGAAAUGUGCUAAUCCAAGAGCCAGGAUUUCCAUCAAGUUGGUUUCCGAAGUUGGUGUUGGUAUUGUUGCUGCUGGUGUUGCUAAGGCUGCAGCUGGUGAUUGCAGCAUUUUGAUAUCUGGACAUGAUGGUGGUACCGGUGCUGCCAAUUGGAGUGACAUUAAAUUUUCUGGUUUACCAUGGGAAUUAGGAUUAGCUGAAACACAUCAAACUUUAGUUUUAAAUGAUUUAAGAGGACAUUCGGUUGUCCAGACAGAUGGUCAAUUAAGAACUGCUUUUGAUAUUGCAGUUGCCAUUUUAUUAGGUGCCGAAUCUUUUACUAUGGCCACUGUUCCAUUAAUUUCUAUGGGUUGUAUUAUGUUGAGAAAAUGUCACUUGAACACUUGUGCUGUUGGUGUUGCCACUCAAGAUCCAGAGCUAAGAGCCAAGUUUAAGGGGCAACCGGAGCAUGUUAUUAACUUUUUCUACUACUUGAUUAACGAUUUGAGAAAGUUGAUGGCCAGGUUGGGUUACCGUACUGUUGAUGAAAUGAUUGGCCACUCUGAAAAAUUGCGCAAGAGAAAACAGGUUACCACCAAAAACAUUAAUAUUGAUUUGUCACCUAUUUUAACACCAGCUCACAUGAUUAGACCAGGCGUUGCUACUAAAUACACAAAAAAAUUGGAAGAUAAGUUAUAUGCUCGUUUGGACAAUAAAUUAAUCGAUGAGGCUGAGAUUACUUUGGAUCGCGGUCUGCCUGUUUCAAUAGAUGCCUCUAUUAUUAAUACAGAUCGUGCUUUGGGAUCUACUUUAUCGUAUAGAGUUUCCAAGAGGUUUGGGCCCGAUGGGUUGCCUCAAGAUACAAUUGUUGUUAAUAUUAAGGGUUCUGCUGGCCAAUCUUUUGGUGCAUUUUUAACCUCUGGUAUUACCUUUAUCCUGGACGGUGAUGCUAAUGAUUAUGUUGGUAAAGGGCUAUCUGGUGGUCGUAUUGUAAUUAGGCCACCAAAGGACUCUAAAUUUAAGAGCGAUGAAAAUGUCAUUGUUGGAAACACUUGUUUUUAUGGUGCUAUAUCGGGCUCUGCGUUUUUGUCGGGUUGUGCUGGUGAGCGUUUUGCUGUUCGUAACUCUGGUGCCAUCAUUGUUGUGGAAAAAGUUACUGGUAAUAAUGCCUUUGAGUACAUGACUGGUGGUAGAGCUGUUGUUUUGUCACAGUUAGACUCAUUGAAUGCUUUUUCUGGUGCUACUGGUGGGAUCAUCUAUUGUUUAACUUCUGAUUUUGACAAAUUCAAUCAUACCAUUAAUCAUUCUACCGUGGGGCUAUUUUCAUUGAGUGAUCCGGUAGAAAUUGCCUUUGUUAAGAAUUUGAUUCAAGAACACUACAAUUAUACCCAAUCUGAAUUGGCCAAACGUAUUUUGGACAAUUUUAACUAUCAUUUGAAGAAAUUUGUUAAGGUUUUGCCAAACGAUUACAGAAAGGUAUUAGAAAAAGAAGCUAAGGUGAAAGAAGCUGAAAAAUUAAAGUCUGCUUCUGAAUAUUUGAAACAGUUGGAUAGAGGUUCUAAUUCUGAAAUUGAUGUUACCAAUGGUGAAGUGGAGGCUAUUUCUGUCGCCGCUGCAAACAAAAGACUGGAAUUGCCUGUCAGUAGUAUACCUAAUAAGGUUACUUUGAGCGAGCCUAAAGUGUUAGACUUGGAAGAUACUGUUGAAAAUUCUAAGGAAGUUGAGGAGAAGGUAGACAAGCUUAGAGGUUUUAUGAAAUACAAAUUGCGUCAUGAGGUUUACAGGAACCCAUCUACCAGAACUAAUGACUGGAAAGAAUUGUCAUCAGCCAUCACCAAGAGGGAAGCCAAAUACCAAACUGCUAGAUGUAUGGACUGUGGUGUUCCAUUUUGUACUGCUGAUACUGGAUGCCCAAUUUCAAAUGUUAUUCCAAAGUUUAAUGAGUUAGUUUUCAAGAAUCAAUGGAAGCUAGCCUUGGAUAAAUUAAUGGAAACGAACAAUUUCCCUGAAUUUACUGGUAGGGUUUGUCCUGCCCCAUGUCAAGGUUCAUGUACCUUGGGUAUCAAUAACGAUGCUGUUGGUAUUAAAAGUAUUGAAAGAUUGAUUAUUGACAAUGCCUUUAAAGAAGGUUGGAUUAAACCAAAUCCACCUGCUUUUAGAACGGGUAAAUUGGUUGCUAUUAUUGGUUCUGGGCCCGCCGGGUUAUCUUGUGCUGACCAGUUGAAUAAAGCAGGACAUUCAGUUGCUGUUUAUGAAAGAAGUGAUCGUUGUGGUGGGUUAUUAAUGUAUGGUAUUCCUAACAUGAAAUUGGACAAAUCUAUUGUCCAGCGUCGGAUAGACUUAUUAGGGGCUGAGGGUAUUCAGUUUGUUACGGGCUGUUCUGUUGGCACCGAUAUUAGUAUGGACGAAUUAAAGACUCGAUUUGACGCUGUUGUUUAUUGUAUUGGUUCUACCAUUCCAAGGGAUUUGAAGAUUCCGGGUAGAGAAUUGAAAAACAUUGAUUUUGCCAUGAAUUUGUUGGAAAUGAAUACCAAGGCUUUGUUGAACAAGGAUUUGGAGAUGGUUAGAGAAAAGAUAAAGGGCAAGAAAGUUAUUGUUAUUGGUGGGGGUGAUACUGGUAAUGACUGUUUGGGUACUUCUGUUAGGCAUGAGGCUGCUUCUGUUUUGAAUUUUGAAUUAUUGCCACAACCGCCAAAGGAAAGAGCCAAGGACAACCCAUGGCCACAAUGGCCACGUAUUAUGAGGGUGGAUUAUGGUCAUGCGGAAGUUAAAGAACAUUAUGGGAGAGAUCCGCGUGAGUAUUGUAUUUUAUCUAAGGAAUUUGUCGGUAAUGAGGAUGGAGAAGUUUGUGGUAUUAAUACUGUUCGCGUUGAAUGGAAAAAGUCACAAUCAGGAGUUUGGCAAAUGAUAGAGAUUCCAGGUAGCGAGGAGAUGUAUGAGGCAGAUAUUGUUUUAUUGUCUAUGGGGUUUAUUGGACCUGAGUUGAUUGAUGAUCCAAGUGUUAAAAAAACUAAGAGAGGGACCAUUGACUCUUUGAGUGAUUCUUCUUAUAGCGUUGAUGGUGACAAGGUUUUUGUUUGUGGUGAUGCCCGUAUGGGACAAAGUCUUGUAGUUAGAGCUAUUCAAGAGGGUAGAAAGUGUGCCACCUCUAUUGAUUCUCAUUUGAUGGGUGAUACUUAUUUGCCAGGUAAUGGUGGUAUUGUUAAGCGUGGUUACAAAUUGUUGGAGGAGUUGGCGGCUGCUAUGUAG
This is a messenger RNA of Saccharomycodes ludwigii, 6513 nucleotides long. RefSeq names its product glutamate synthase (NADH) (gene GLT1). The transcript has a single exon. The record is from RefSeq and is a predicted model, not a curated record. The coding region runs from base 1 to 6513 and encodes 2170 amino acids. NCBI's taxonomy places the organism in Eukaryota, Fungi, Ascomycota, Saccharomycetes, Saccharomycodales, Saccharomycodaceae. Gene Ontology annotation, molecular function: iron ion binding; iron-sulfur cluster binding; flavin adenine dinucleotide binding.